Messenger RNA from Sphaerodactylus townsendi, 3423 nucleotides. It is a transcript of the gene NIBAN2, whose product is annotated as niban apoptosis regulator 2. The record is from RefSeq and is a predicted model, not a curated record. Lineage: Eukaryota; Metazoa; Chordata; Lepidosauria; Squamata; Sphaerodactylidae. The transcript is spliced from 15 exons.
GGAAGGCAGGCGUGUCCCGGGGAGCGCGGCGUGCGCAAGGGAGGGCACUUUACUUCCAGGCUCGGGCUCGCCCCCUUCCUUCCUCCGUUCGCCUUCCCAUGGAGCUGGCCGCCCGGCGGCGGCUUCCUCUGUGCCUCUAGCCGGAGCUCGCCCGCCGUCGCCCGCCGCUUUCCUCGCUCGCCGCCUCGCUCGCCGCUCGGCCGCCAUGGGGGACGUGGUCUCCGCACACCUGGACGACAGCCGCCGCCAGUUCAUCGCAGAAAAGACUGGCAAAGUCCUUGGAGAUUUCUCUCAGUUCUAUGAGGAGCAGUAUGGCGUCGCACUCUUCAACAGUGUCCGAUAUGAGAUUGAAGGUGGAGGGGGGCCCCAGGCGCAGCUACUGCACCGCAAGGUUCCACUGGAGGAUCGCACCAUCUUCUCUGGAAAUCUUUUCCAGUACAUAGAAGAAAACAAGAAGUGGAGAAACCGCUACAGCGUUGUGCCACACAAUUAUGGGCUGGUGCUCUAUGAAAACAAACUGGCCUACGAGAGGGGUCUGCAGCCCCGAAUUCUAGUCAACAGUGCCGGUUACAAAGUUUUGACCUCUGUGGAGCAGUAUCUGGACCUGAUCAACAAUAGCCUGCCAGGUCCUGUGCCCAAAUCUGGCAAUUCUGCCAUACUGAAGUGCCCCACCCAGUUCCCGCUCAUCCUCUGGCACCCUUAUGCCCGACACUACUACUUCUGUGUGAUGACCGGCAAGGAACAUGAGAAAUGGCGGGCUGUUUUCCAGGACUGUGUGCGCCACUGCAACAACGGGAUCCCAGAGGACUCCAAAGUCGAAGCUCCUGCAUUCACGGACGCCAUCCGCAUGUACCGCCAGUCCAAGGAGCAGUAUGGCACCUGGGAUAUGCUUUGUGGCAACGAAGGACAGGUAUUGAGCAACUUAGUGAUGGAGGAAAUCCUUCCUGAGCUAAAAAACAUGAUUGGUCCUCGUCUGAAGGGCAAAGCCCAGGAGAGGCACAGAGUCUGGAUCCAGGUCUCUGAUGCUGUGUAUAGGAUGGUCUAUGACCAGACCAAGGCCAGUUACGACGCAGCUGUGACAACAUGUGAAUAUCAGCGUCCCAAGAUGCAAAGCACCAUCCGCACAGACAUGGACCAAAUUAUCCAAUCCAAGGAGCACUUGGCUAGCAAAAUUAAAGCCUCUGUCCUUUCCAAAGCUGAGAUCUGCGUGCGCAACCACAUCCAGCCUUACAUCCCUUCCAUCUUGGAGGCGCUGAUGGUUCCCACCAGCCAGGGCUUCGCCGAGGUCCGAGAGGUCUUCUUCAAGGAGGUCACUGACAUGAACUUGAACAUCGUCAAUGAAGGGGGAAUGGAAAAGCUGGGAGAGUAUAUGGCCAAGGUUUCGCAGCUGGCUUUCCACCCAGUGAAAAUGCAGCCCUGCUACGAGAAGAUGGACCAGCUCAAGCUGGAUGGGCUGCAGCGAGAGGAGCUUUGAGGUAUUGUCAGUGCUCCUCGGUCAUCUUUCAAACAAGCGAGGAGAUUGGAUGAUCGGCAGCAAAUGGACGAUGCUGUCUACACCUUUGAGUCUCUUCUUCAUCAGGAGCUUAGUAAAACACCAAACAAGGAAGAGCUCUGCAAGACAAUCCAGCGCAUCUUGGAGCGUGUGCUGAAGAAAUACGACUAUGACAGCAGCACAGUGCGGAAGAAGUUCUUCCGGGAAGCCCUACUGCAGAUCACCGUCCCCUUCUUGCUAAAGAAACUGGCACCCACUUGCAAGGGGGAUUUACCAAAAUUCCAGGAGCUGAUUUUUGAAGAUUUUAGCAGGUUCAUCCUUGUGGAAAACACAUAUGAGGAGGUGGUGCUGCAGUCUGUCAUGAAGGACAUCAUGCUGGCUGUGAAAGAGGCAGCGGUGCAGAGGAAACACAACCUUUACCGCGACAGCAUUGUGAUGCACAACAGUGACCCCAACCUGCAUUUGCUCAGUGAGGGGACACCCAUCGACUGGGGGGAGGAGUAUGGCGGCCAACCAGACUCGGAUCCUUCAGACGAAAAACGGCGUCGGGCCAAGCAAGUGGUGUCAGUCAUUCACGUGGAUGAAGCGGCUGUGCCUUAUGAGGUCACGUCUCUGGAGGGAUCCCCAGAAGUGACGGAGCCAGAAGAAUCGGGCCGCUCCCCUGGCUCUCCUGACAGCGUGAAGGAGCUUCGUGGGAUGUUGGUGAAGACGUUUCAAGUGGAGACCCCGGUGGUGGUGGCCGAGAAGGUGGAGGAGCAGUUGAGCAACGGCACCGUCAUUCAGGAGAGCAAAGAAACCGCAAAGGAGAAAGAGGAAAAAGCGCGGGCGGAGGACCACCCCGCAGGAUUCCCCGGCACUCAGCAGGAUGAGGAACAGGAGGCCGUCGCCAACACGCCAGCUUCUCCUUCCAAACUGCCAACCCUGGCACCCUCUGGAGAAAUCCAGGUGGACUGCCUUAAGCCCAGUGAUAAGGAGACAGGGGAGGAGGUGUCAGCCCGGAUCCGUGAGGCCAAAGCGGAGCCUCCCUCAGCAAGUAGCCACGAAGCCACAGAAGACAGCGAGGGGAUACAGACUAGGGCGGUUUUAAGCCGAGGCCCCCCUUAGGCCACUGGUGAUUAGCACCAAAAGAGCAGACUGGAGCUGGUGACCCCAAGUGGGGGUGAGGCGAGGCGCAGGGCAAGUGGCCCGGGAGCCUCAGCUGGUCCAGCAGCAUCCCUGUUUUGUGGUGUGGCUGGAGCCCUCUGGAGGGUGUUGCCUUUGGGGGGAAAGCGAGGAUGAAAUCCCAAAACAACCUUGUUUGCGGCAAGGGGCUUCAGCUGCCUUGUGGGACUGGGCUUUUGCUGACCUUUGUGGGCCUCCGUAGCCCUUCAUAGCUUGCUUUCUCCCUCUUUUUCUUUGCACCUUUCGUCUACCAAUUGGAUUGUUGAAGUCCCCCUGCUACUGAUGCUCGAUCCUGGAGUUUGAGAAUGUGUGAAGCAGUGUGGCUGUCAGAUUCCUGCCUGCACAGCUAAUGUUUAUUGUUAGCAUCAAUCACACUUGGUCCCAUAACUCAGUCCUAUGUAACUCCACCUUGGUAGCUCUCUUAUUGAUGAGGGAAGCCGAUUUAUGCAAGCAAUUCUCUGCUCUGGCCCGCUCCAGCACACUCCAUUUGAACCAUUACAGGGAUGGAAAACUUUGUCUCCGGUCUCCCAACCCCUCCCCAAAUUAGCAGAGAUGCUGCCAUUUCAUAGCCCAGCUUCCUGGGACCACAGAGUCCAAGUUGAGCAAGGUGAGUCCAAGUUGAGCAACUUUAACUCUGAAAGGAGAGGCUUAAGGUUUAAAUGAAAGCCAGAAACAGGAUGUGAUGUCGAAAGGUGAGGUGUGAACCGGAGCAGGUGAAGUUAACAGACUCCAUCUUUUAGUUUAUUACCAGCUGGCAUCUUGGAGCAAAC